UCUCUCCUGUCCCCAGACCUGAGUUUGGGUCACUGUGGUCGGGUGUUUCCACUCUCCGGUCUCCUGUUGGUAACUCCUGGUUCCUUUCCCUACGCCAAACCACACUUUUAAGUAUUAAGCAAAUUUCAAAGAGGCCGAUCCUUCAUUAUCAUCGAAGCAUUCCCCGAGCCAAACCACACAUCUUCAACAAGUUUUGAAGUCAUUUGAAGAGGCAAAUCAUUAUCAUCGAAACGUUGCAAUGGAUCAGCAUAAGUAUCGCACAGCGGGAGUCCAGGAGAAGCUGGAGAUCCUCGGGGUGGAAGAUGCCGACGGGAACCCAAUCAGCGCCUUGACCAUCUUGUCGCUUCUGGAACGCGUUGCCGGCAUCAUCGACAACGUCCAGUCCUCCCAGCAGCGCAUGGAGGAGCGUCAGAUGGACCUGGAGGGCAACAUCAAGAGCAUCCAGGGAGACGUGAUGAAGCUCGCCAAAGACCACACGGACACCAGCUGCACGGUGGAGAAACUGCUGCAGAAGACCCGCAAAGUCAGCGCCAACGUCAAGGAAGUCCGCAUGCGCGUCGAGAAGCAAAACGUCCGCGUGAAGAAGGUGGAAACCACGCAGGACGAGCUGCUCACACGCAACAAGUUCAGGGUCGUCAUCUAUCAGGUAAGCAGAGUCAAGUAA
Messenger RNA from Notothenia coriiceps (black rockcod), 664 nucleotides. RefSeq names its product muscle-related coiled-coil protein-like. Lineage: Eukaryota; Metazoa; Chordata; Actinopteri; Perciformes; Nototheniidae. Gene Ontology annotation, biological process: regulation of gene expression. The transcript has a single exon. Bases 239 to 664 code for a protein of 141 amino acids. The record is from RefSeq and is a predicted model, not a curated record. Gene Ontology annotation, cellular component: caveola; cytoplasm.